AGUGGGCUUGUUUAUCCCACUUCAAGUCCUAGCGUGUAGGCUUCUUAAAAAAAAAAAAAGUGAUAGGUUUCUUUUCCCGUUAUUGAAUAAGAUCAUGUUUUCUGUUAGGAGCGCGCCUCAGUAAAAAUAAAAUGGCAAGGAGCUUGARGUGAUUGUCGAGAGUGAGUGCGCGUCAAAAACUUGACUGUGCCGUAUGCGCGCGCUCGCUACUCACAAGAAUGCGUGUCUGCUCGGCUUCUUUCUCUCAACCCUUUAGAUGAGAAAGGGAUAGGGAGAAGGGGAAGAGGCUGUUGAGGGAAAUAAAUGAGCUUCAAAACCACAGAAAGCAGCCACGGUCGGAAGGUUUUGGAUUGGCAAAAGGGCAGAGCUGAGACUAGAAUCAAUUAAAACCGAGUCAAUCCCGUUACAACGGGCAGCGUUAUAAUAAUACCAAGGUCAAUACACUGAACGAGCGCACAAACCCACGUCAUUUAACGUCUUAGACUGGGUACUGAAUUCGGAGACGGGGAAAUCACCACCAGCAGCAGCUGAAGAUGGAGGGGGUGAUGCAGGGGAUGCAAGCGUACGGUGCGGGGAAGGCUGGAGGAGCCUUCGACCCAUUGACGUUCUUUCAACAGCCUCAAACGAUCCUUCGGCUUGUGUGCUGGCUCUUCUCCAUCGUGAUCUUUGGCUGUAUAGCCAACGAGGGCUAUGUGAACCGGCCUGACGAGAUUGAGGAGUUCUGCAUCUUCAACAGGAACCAGAAUGCCUGUAACUACGCAGUGGGGAUGGGAACCCUGGCUUUCCUAAGCUGUGCUGCCUUCCUGGUCCUGGACGUCUACUUCCCCCAGAUCAGCAGCGUCAAGGACCGCAAGAAGGCUGUGCUUGCUGACAUUGGAGUGUCUGCAUUCUGGUCAUUUGUCUGGUUUGUGGGGUUCUGUUUCCUGGCCAACCAGUGGCAGGUUGCCAAGGAGGAGGACAACCCUCUAAGGGAGGGUGCGGACGCAGCCCGAGCCGCCAUUACCUUUGCCUUCUUCUCCAUCUUCACCUGGGGUGCUCUGACACUGCUGUCCCUGGAGAGGAUAAAGAGAGUGUCGUUCGAAGAAGAGUAUGACAAACUGUUCAUUCCAUAGCCCACACCACCGCUAGCCUAAUGAUAGAUAUCCUGACCCUCACUUUCUUUAUUUCYCUCACACCAACUUCCCAUCCAGGCUGUGUCUGAAUGAUGUCCUCCUUAGAUGGCCAAACACAUUGAAAGGAGUACCUUGUGUWUGUUUACUAUGAUUGGCUAGUGUUUACAGCUAGGAUCCGCUUGCUAGAUUCAGAUUGCCCUUCCAAAGUGCCUUGAUAUCAAACCAUUGCCAAAAAUGAGUGUCUUUGUGGGGUUAAAACAGUGGRACUCUACUGUUGACAUAUCAGGUUCUCAUUGCCUGGCAUAGUAAUCCACCAUUUUAGCUAUGUUCACCUUUGCUGGUUGUCUCAAUUCAUUUUAAUGUAAAGUAUUAUUUUGAUAAAAUCAUUUGAUUUCAUGGUACCAUUCAAUUUAGAUUUGAACAUUUUCUGUAGGGCCACUUUGCAUGGUUGGGAUCAAUCAGGAAAUUAUUAGAAAGUGAUAAAAAUGUACAGAGUUCAUACCAAUUUGACCUUGUUAGAUUGUAUCUUAGAUAUGUAGUAAUUGUUCACAUUUUAUUUCAAUGCCAACACUACAAAUCUGUGAAGGAAAAGCUAUGACCUCUUUUCACCUCCUCUCCCUAAUCUAGCCUUAUGCUUCCCCAUACACACAUGCCACAGCUGUAGCUAACUACUACAGCUUAAUGACAUGCAUUUAGUGUUACCAGGUCCAGCUGGCUGCAACCACUAUGUGAAUCUGUCUUUUAUAUUGUAUUAUGAGUUAGGAUUAAAAUACGAUUUAUUUUA
Molecule: messenger RNA, 1896 nt
Organism: Salvelinus sp. IW2-2015
Lineage: Eukaryota; Metazoa; Chordata; Actinopteri; Salmoniformes; Salmonidae
Product: synaptogyrin-1-like
Cellular component (GO): synaptic vesicle membrane; neuromuscular junction
Source: RefSeq, a predicted model, not a curated record